Molecule: messenger RNA, 999 nt
Organism: Thlaspi arvense
Lineage: Eukaryota; Viridiplantae; Streptophyta; Magnoliopsida; Brassicales; Brassicaceae
Source: the annotation of a GenBank genome assembly
AUGGCAUGCUUUAUUCAAGCAGCAUACUUACUUGAACUCGACAGACAAGAGAACAGAAACGAGCAAAACGCUCUAGCUCCAAAAUGGUGGAUUCCUUUCAAGUACAAGCUAACGCAAACGCUGAUCGACGAGAGAGACGGAUCAAUAUUCGGCGCGGUUCUUGAAUGGGACAGAGCAGCUGCAAUGGCAGAUUUAGUCGUCAUCAGACCAAGUGGAGCACCAAAAGCAGUACUUGCUUUGCGAGGAACGAUACUAAAGAGUCUCACAAUGAGACGUGACAUCGAAGAUGAUCUCAGGUUCUUAGCUUGGGAGAGCCUUAAAGGCUCAGUGAGGUUCAAUGUCGCUCUCGAGGCGCUUCAAUCAGUAGCAAAGAGAUAUGGAAGCAGUAACGUCUGUAUCGUUGGUCAUUCUUUAGGAGCUGGCUUUGCUCUACAAGUAGGUAAGGCCUUAGCUAAAGAAGGGCUUUUUGUGGAUGCUCAUUUGUUCAAUCCACCUUCUAUAUCUUUAGCUAUGAGCUUAAGAAACAUCGGUGAGAAAGCUGGUUGUGCUUGGAAAAGACUCAUGUCGAUGCUUCCUCCAAAAACCGAGACUUUGAUUCCAAAUGAAGCAGAGACUUCUCCUGGAAGUGUUUCAGGAGGGUUUAGGAAUUGGGUACCGAGCUUUUACGGGCAGAAUCAGAAACAGAAACCUUCUGUGGAUUUGAGAAAGUGGGUUCCUCAUUUGUAUGUGAAUGAUAGUGACUAUAUCUGUUGUCACUACACUGAUCAAGAUGGAGUAAGUGAGAAGAGAGAAGUGAGCGAUAAGGAGAACAAUAGUCCUGUUGUGAAUGCUAUUCCUCAAGCAGCUGCGAAGCUUUUUGUGAUGUCCAAAGGGAAACAGAAGUUUCUUGAGGCGCACGGGUUAGAGCAAUGGUGGUCUGAUAAUCUUGAGCUUCAGUCAGCUAUUCAUAGCAGCAGGUUGAUCAGUCAGCAGCUCAAGUCACUAUACAGUAUCAAGUAA